Molecule: messenger RNA, 2766 nt
Organism: Stegodyphus dumicola
Lineage: Eukaryota; Metazoa; Arthropoda; Arachnida; Araneae; Eresidae
Product: serine/threonine-protein kinase PLK1-like
Biological process (GO): protein phosphorylation; mitotic spindle organization
Cellular component (GO): cytoplasm; spindle pole; nucleus
Molecular function (GO): ATP binding; protein binding; protein serine/threonine kinase activity
Source: RefSeq, a predicted model, not a curated record
UUUCAGGGUGGAUUCGCUCGUGUUCACGAGUUGACAGAUCUGACGACGAGCCAAGUGUAUGCCGGUAAAAUCAUCCCCAAGAGCAGGCUCACGAAACCGCAUCAGAAAGAGAAGAUCCUGCGGGAGAUAGAUCUCCACCGGCAACUACAACAUAAGAAUGUUGUCCGUUUCCAUCAUUUUUUCGAAGAUGAGCAUAAUGUCUACAUCAUCCUUGAGAACUGUUCUAGGAAGUCAUUGGUUCAUGUUUUGAAAAACAGAAAAUAUUUGACUGAACCGGAAGUUCGCUAUUUUAUGCUGCAGUUAGCGGAAGGUGUCCGGUACACACAUUCUCAAGGAGUCAUCCAUCGAGAUUUGAAACUUGGAAAUAUGUUUCUAUCUGAAGAAAUGGAAGUAAAGAUAGGAGAUUUUGGUCUCGCUACGCAUGUCACUAACACGGAGAAAUGUGGCAAGAAAUUUACUGUUUGUGGAACUCCAAACUACAUUGCUCCGGAAGUUCUCAACAUGCAAGGAUAUAGUUUUGCUGCAGAUGUUUGGGCAAUGGGAUGUAUAAUGUAUGCCAUGUUAGUGGGUCAGCCACCUUUCGAAACUGCUACACUCAAUGAAACUUAUUACCGUAUUACUGCUAACAAGUAUAGCAUUCCAAGUUCUAUGUCAGAAGCUGCACGCCAUCUUGUAAUUAGAAUGCUGCAAUGCAAACCUGCUGACAGGCCUUCUUUGGAAGAAAUCUUACAUCAUAAAUUCUUCUCCUCAGGAUAUUUACCGCCAUCUUUACCAACUAGCUGUUGUAUUACUGUUCCUAAAUUCCCUAUGGUACCUUAUGUUAAAAGGUCUUCCAGUGAACAAGAUGUUGAUAAAAUUGCAAAUAGAAUAGUUGAUCUUCAACUUAGUCCAAAACCAGAUGUACCAAAGAUACAAGUAAAAUCUGAAGAAUCAACGCCUAAAAAAGAUAAUUGUUUUCCAACAAACAUCAGGCAAAAGCUUACAAAUGUUCUAUGCCCAGAUAAAUUAUCCAAAAAACUAAAGGAAGCCUGCACUUCCAGUAGCAUGUACAGCAUGGUGAUGAAUGCUCUUGAAUCAAUGCCAGAAGACUGUGAUAGUAAUCCACCACCUCUAAAUUACAACCUAAGUCCUUUCAUAACUAAAUGGAUUGAUUAUUCCAACAAGUAUGGCUUUGGAUUCCAACUGUCUGAUCACAGCAUAGGAGUUCUGUUUAAUGAUUCCACAAGAAUGAGUCUUUCUGCCAAUCGAGGGAGAAUAGAAUUUCAUGACACCAAUGGAAAAACUAGCACGUACAGUCAUUCCAAUAUUCCCAGUCAUCUCCAAGAAAGAUUCACAUUACUGAAAUAUUUUGCCCAAUAUAUGGAUGAAAAUCUUACAGAAGGUGGAGAGCUUCAGUCUACAGAACUAGUCAGGAAAAAGAUUCCCCAAAUGAAGAGAUGGUUGCGAUCUCCAAAUGCCAUAAUUAUGCAGCUCAGUUCUGGAACUCUGCAGAUCAAUUUCUUCAAGGACCAUACGAAGAUUGUGAUAGGUGGAGACGGAACAGUAAUGUAUAUUGACGAAGAGCGACACUCCAUGACUUACGCCUUGCCGGCUCUCUGCCAGCAUGGAUGUAGCUCAAACAUUCGCUCUCGCCUCCAGUAUGCAGCUUCAGUGUUGCAAGAUUUUGCUCAACUGGAAGGCGAUUCCUCCUAAGUUUUAAUCAUUUAGAUGUUCAUCAUUUGGCCAUUUAAUUUUCUAACUCAUUUGCAUGGCAGAAUCAUAAAGCUGCAUGUAAGUUUGCAAUUUCUCAGUGUUCAACAAAAGAAAAAUUUGCUUAAUGUAUUUCACAUCUAGCUAAUUAGGAAAAAAACGUGUUUUGCUAAGAUUUUCCCUCUGAUUUCUUUUUGCAGAAUAUGUAAUUUAUAUUGGUUUGUAAGCUUAGAUUUCUUUGAUUAAAUGAACAAGUUUUUGUGCAUCUUGAAUGAAAAAAUGUUGAGAAUGUUGUCUUUGAUAUGCUGGUUACAUAUUGAACAAACUGUCAACUGUGUGUCUUCCAGAUAUUUGGAAAGCAGUAUUUAUUUUUAUAUAGAAAGUAUUAACAAUUCAAUUUCAAAUAUGAGAAUGUAUGGAGUUGUAAAAUUUAUAUUCUUUCACUUGUUUUAUAAAUCAUGUCUUAAAGACUGAAUGCAGCCUGGUGCUGAGCAUAUAUUUAAUUAAAUAGUGAAAUUAUUUAUGUAUAACUUCUAAAUGUUUUAAUUGUAUAAUAUCUUCAGAUUAGAAAUAUUUGUAAAACUAAAUUCAGGAAACUGAUGCCUUGGCAAUCAUGCGCUACACUCAGUCUAAUGAGGCAGCUAUUUUCAUCAUCAGUGUAGUAUUUGGAUUGGCAUGAGCCCCAAGUGGAAAUGCCAUGUUCUUCCAUUUUAGAACUCUUGACUUUGUGCCAAAUGUGAUACAGGAAUUCCAUUUCACUGAGCUGUCUGCAUUAGUUAAGUUUUGUUUUCUUUUAGAAAAGUGUGUAAUGAUCAUAAGAUGUUUGUAAAACUAACUUUUAGAUCAAAACAUUUAAUUUAACAAGGCUGUGUAAAAUAUUCUAUAAGACUGAUUCCUGUUUUUAUUUGUUUUGUCAGUUUUAAUUUUUUUCCUCAUUGCCAGUUUUUAUGUCUGAAAAAGCAUACAUUGGAAAUGAUUUUUUUUUUAUGUAACUUAAUUUUUGACAAUUUCCAUUUAAGCAUUUGUUACAAAAUGUUUGUGCUUGUAAUGUGUCAAUAAACAAUGUUGUAUAAUUUU